Molecule: messenger RNA, 1395 nt
Organism: Mycena indigotica
Lineage: Eukaryota; Fungi; Basidiomycota; Agaricomycetes; Agaricales; Mycenaceae
Exons: 9
Coding region: 1-1395 (464 amino acids)
Source: RefSeq, a predicted model, not a curated record
AUGGGCACAUCUGGAGCACAGCGUCCUACCACCCACUUCCAUACGACCACCUAUGCCCACACCAGUUAUCCAACGACUACCAAUGUUUUCGACGGCAUGGAAAUAACUGAAGCACGGCCUUCGACCACCCAUCCAACGAUUCAGCCCGAGCGCCCACUGUCCCUUCUCCGAUCUUAUAUCCCGCAACGAUUCCGGCAUCACAAGCGCGGGCGAUUGGUAUUCAUACGCGAGGGAUAUCCAAGCACAUCGUUCUUCCGUUCUACCACACGACCUAUCCCAGUUAUCAUGGUACCUAGCCGAAGAGCUCCGCUUGUCCCUGCGCCAUCUCGGUUAUGCGUGGAAUUGCGACUGGAUCCAUACAAUGCGGCUCGAUCUUAUCGCAACCCGCAGCUUUCUGCCUCCGUUCUCACUCAGAAAUCCAGUGCAAACUCCUCAAGCGGAGACUCGUCUUCGUCCUUGUCCAGUUUUAUCUCGCGCUUCAACGCCACCACCAUGGAACCCAAGCCACGGGGUCCUCGCAAACCUCUGGCAGCGGCUCCUCUCCAACAGGUGGAUUCGGCGCUCAACACCGACAACCAGCGAAAUACCCGAUUGUUGGGUUAUGUGGGGUCUGUAUACUUGGGCCACUCGAUGGCGGUACAAGAGUUCUAUCCAGACGCCUCCAACCUUGCACAAUUCGAACAGUUUCUGCGUGCUGCGCAGAACUGGCUAAAUGCACGACCCUCGGACUUUCCAACCGUCUCGGAUGCCGUAUAUGAUGUAUUUUUCAGCAGCAUGCAAGACUACAUAUCUCGUUCCGUCACCCAAAUUUGGACGGGAUAUAGGACAUACAUGCAGUCGCACCUUGCCCCAAGACUAAUUGCCGAGGCCGACGUGCACGAGCUUCUCCGAGGUUACCAAGCUUUGCACAAUACGUCCAAUGGUCAUGUGGCAGAUGACAACGAGGAGGAGGAGGAGAAUUUCGAGGAUGUCGACGAGGAGGAUGGCGAGGGGGAGAUGACAGACGCAGUCCACUCUGGCGGGACAAUUCAUGUUAACCCCCAGGGUCAAGUCCUCGAGGGCGAGCCGCCUAGUGGCCUCAUAAACGAGGAGGCCAAGGAGCACCGGAAGAAAUUCGUACUCCGUCAUCGACCUGAACACGGCGGUUUCACUGGACGUCAUCUUAUCUUUGCCAUCAAGACGCUGCUCAAAUACCGACUCCUUAGCCCACUGAUCCACGUUCUCCAUACCAUUGUCAACCCAGCGGUGCGAUUUGAGACUUCACGCUACAAAAUGAUUUACUAUGUGAUCCUCGAGCUUCUGGAGGAGACUUGGAAUCAUCCAGUUCAUGGGCUAGCUCUACGCCGCCUCAGCGCCAAAUUGGUCAAAGCCCUCGGGAAAAGAAAACAACAAUAG